AUGUCCGUCAAGUUCCAAGAAGAGGCCGUCCGCGCCGUCACAACUGUCGCGGGCGAUGGCAAAUCCGAGGAUCUCGUACACCGUGUCGGUGAGCGAUUGACCGGUGGGAAGUCCGCGAAGGGCUAUCUCCAGGCCUACCUGCUCCAGCUCCAGAAGAACCCGUUGCGCACGAAGAUGCUCACCUCCGGUGUGCUCUCCGGUAUGCAAGAACUGCUGGCCUCAUGGAUCGCCCACGAUGUCGGCAAGCACGGCCACUACUUCAGCUCGCGCAUCCCCAAGAUGUCACUGUACGGCAUGUUCGUCAGCGCGCCCCUCGGCCACCUCCUCAUCGGUAUUCUCCAGCGGAUCUUCGCCGGCCGCACAAGUCUCAAGGCCAAGAUUUUCCAGAUUCUCAUGAGCAAUCUGCUCGUCGCUCCCAUCCAGAAUACCGUCUACCUGAGCUCUAUGGCCGUUAUCGCCGGUGCGCGCACCAUCCACCAGGUUCGCGCUACCGUUAAGGCUGGCUUCAUGCCCGUCAUGAAGGUCAGCUGGGUCACCUCGCCCCUGGCCUUGGCCUUCGCUCAGAAGUUCCUGCCCGAGCACGCGUGGGUGCCAUUCUUCAACAUCAUCGGUUUCAUCAUCGGUACCUAUGUCAACACCCACACCAAGAAGAAGCGCCUGGAGGCUCUCCGCAAGCGUUACGAUCAGCGCCGCGACCCCGCCUUCGAGAAGCGCGACUACCCUUAA
Messenger RNA from Penicillium paradoxum, 726 nucleotides. RefSeq names its product Mpv17/PMP22 family protein. Lineage: Eukaryota; Fungi; Ascomycota; Eurotiomycetes; Eurotiales; Aspergillaceae. The record is from RefSeq and is a predicted model, not a curated record. The transcript is spliced from 4 exons. The coding region runs from base 1 to 726 and encodes 241 amino acids. Gene Ontology annotation, cellular component: membrane; cytoplasm.